Papaver somniferum (opium poppy) is the source of this 1209-nucleotide messenger RNA. RefSeq names its product adenine phosphoribosyltransferase 1-like. Gene Ontology annotation, cellular component: cytosol; cytoplasm. Lineage: Eukaryota; Viridiplantae; Streptophyta; Magnoliopsida; Ranunculales; Papaveraceae. The transcript has 7 exons. The record is from RefSeq and is a predicted model, not a curated record. Gene Ontology annotation, molecular function: adenine phosphoribosyltransferase activity. Bases 199 to 981 code for a protein of 260 amino acids. Gene Ontology annotation, biological process: adenine salvage.
CAAAGUACAAACCAUGAAAACGUGGUACUUUCAAGUCAAGGUUUUUAAUCAGUUCUACAAAUGUAGGAGGUGUAUUACUAGUUUUGCCUUAUUCUCCAGGGGUUUGUCCCAAAAAGUAUUCCUUACAAAGCAUUUCUUUUGAAGAAAUUGACUAUAUUUUGUCUGGGGUGUUGAAUUACAGAGAAAAAACAGUGAUCAAUGGAGACAUUUGGAAUCAGUUCAGUAAAUGGUAAUCUGAUUUCAUCAUCUUACAACAACUCUCCCCAUCUCUCAAACAUGAAUUCUUCUGUUUCACUUAAAACCUCUUUUAUUUGUAAUGUCAACAACAGUAAGAUUCUCUUCUCACCUAACUUCAGAAGCUCAACCAAAAGAAUCACAGUUCCUAAAAUUAGGUCUUUUUCUGCUAACAACUCUAAAAAGUUGAGUCAACAGAAUCUCAAAGAUGGAUUUCAAGAUGAUCGAAUUGCAAGGAUUUCCUCUGCGAUUAGGCUCAUACCCGACUUCCCUAAACCAGGAAUCAUGUUUCAAGACAUAACAACAUUGCUUCUUGACCCAAAGGCAUUUCAAGAUACGAUUGAUCUGUUUGUUGAGAGAUACAAAAACAAGGACAUCACUGUAGUCGCAGGAACGGAAGCCAGAGGUUUCAUCUUCGGUCCUCCAAUUGCCUUAGCUAUUGGGGCAAAAUUUGUGCCUAUGAGGAAACCCAAGAAGCUACCUGGGGAGGUUAUAUCUGAAGAGUACACUUUGGAGUAUGGAACAGAUAAACUAGAAAUGCAUGUCGGAGCUGUACAGGCAGGAGAACGUGCUCUUAUAGUAGAUGAUCUUAUUGCGACAGGGGGGACUUUAUGUGCUGGAAUCAGGCUAUUGGAACGUGUUGGAGCAGAGGUAGUCGAGUGUGCUUGUCUAAUUGAAUUACCUGAGCUUAAGGGGCGUGAUCGAUUGGGAAAUAAACCACUCUUCAUUCUUGUAAGUGCGGUUUAGUUUCAUGUUUAAAGAGAAUUUUUUCUUGGUGGGAGGAGCUCUUUAUCGCACAUGGUUUGGUUGAAAUAAGUGUUUUCUUGAAGUGUAAUAGUGAACUAGUAUUAGUUGGUUGUAGUAGAAGCUGAAUAAUGACUCAUAUGAAAAACGUGAAAUGGCUUUGUCAGUGAACAACUUAUUUGGUUUACAUAUUGAAUUGCUGAGUUCAGCUAGAACCGGUGCCGAAAUUGA